UCGGGUCUAUAUAAACCAGAAAAAAGCCAACUCGUUUGACACAUGUGAAGGAAACUCAACUAUCCAAAGAUGAAAUUGUCCCUGAUGUUCAUAGUGGGCUGCAUUACUGCAUCUCUCUCGUACGGACAGCCUCCAUUUCAAUGGCAGCAGAUGCGUCCGGCAUCCAGAAAUCGCCAAUUUAUGACGCUGAUCGAUUUUCGGAACAGCGAUGCUGAUAAUGUUAUUGCCGAUAACGACCGCUGGGACAGCGCGGAUGAGCCUUUAUGGCGUCAAGAGGAUGGUGGCGUUCCGCAUUUGCGUCAGUAUCACCACAACGAGAAUGUCAAUCAAUUUUAUUACCCAAUGUCACCGUCAUUUCUUCCGACGCCUGUUAGAGAUCACGGACGAAUCAGCUCACGCCAGAAAACUCGUCCCUUCAUUCGUCCAUCAACUCCAUCAGACAGCACCGACAUGAUGGCUAAUAAUGCUCGUUUUUUCGCAUCGUUCCCUAACUUGUUCUUCCCGUCAAUGUUCUACUCUUAUUUGAGCAGUAUUAGCACGUCUGCCUAUUCAACGUCCACUUCGUAUUUGAUUUUGAAUUCCACUUUGACGACGACGUUGAUUACUUCGUGCAUUCCAAUCUCAUCGUUCAGCGCUGCCACAUUGGCUAAUGUGGCCUGUCGUAGGAAAAGGCACCUGAUGGACGAAGCUGUUGUGGCAGGUGAUGAUGAAUUGGGCGUCUUACAAGGCCCUAAUUAUCUAUCGAAUGAAGAGGAACAAUGGAUGGAUUCAUCACUGGUCAACAGUUUAGGAAGAACAGUGGACCCAGAGAUUCUGUCAUCGAAGGAGACGGAAGUAACCGGUACUCAUUUACCGCAAUAUUUAUUACGUCAGGCACGUUCAGCGCGUUAUACCAUUACGUCAACGUUUACUAGUUACUCUUUCUUUACGGUCAAUUCAACUAAAACUGCUUUUCUGGGUUCUUCCCUUUUUUGCAUGCCCGGUGGUUUCAAAACUUGCUAAUAAUUUUGACUCGUCCUAUUUUAAAAUCUUGGUUUAUUCAUCUUUAAAUGUUUCUGUUGGAACGGCUUCCAGAAGAGCCACUAAUAAAUUUUUAAACUAUUA
This is a messenger RNA of Daphnia magna, 1104 nucleotides long. RefSeq lists its product as uncharacterized. The record is from RefSeq and is a predicted model, not a curated record. Lineage: Eukaryota; Metazoa; Arthropoda; Branchiopoda; Diplostraca; Daphniidae. The transcript has 3 exons. Bases 70 to 1002 code for a protein of 310 amino acids.